AGCUUGUUCCGGUGUCCGCCGCGUGGUGUCGCUGUGGUCUGCACUGUGACACCGAUCAUUGGUUGGUCGGGUAGUGACGUAUUUCCUCCCGGAAGCUUAGCUCGGAUCGAGAAUGGCUUCGAUGUUUACUUGUUGUUUUGGAUGCUGCGGAGAAGGAGGUUCAGGGCAUGUUCCCCUCAAAGAGAUGCCCACGGUUCAGUUGGACACUCAUCACAUGGGCACUGAUGUUGUCAUUGUAAAGAGUGGCAGAAGAAUAUGUGGCACAGGAGGCUGCCUUGCUAAUGCUCCUUUACACCAAAAUAAAAGUUAUUUUGAGUUUAAAAUCCAAUCCACAGGUGUGUGGGGAGUCGGUGUGGCCACUCAGAAAGUGAAUCUCAACCAAGUGCCUUUGGGCAGAGACACAAACAGCCUGGUCCUGAGGCACGAUGGAUCUGUUUAUCACAACAAUGAAGAGAAAAAUCGCCUGCCUGCAAACAGCCUUCCCCAGGAAGGUGAUGUCAUAGGCAUCACAUAUGACCAUGUGGAGAUGAAUUUAUAUCUUAAUGGAAAGAAUAUGCAUUGUCCGGCCUCAGGGAUCCGUGGUACAGUCUACCCCGUUGUUUAUGUGGAUGACAGCGCCAUCUUAGACUGUCAGUUCAGCGACUUCUACCACACAGCUCCCCAAGGGUUUGAGAAGAUCCUCUUUGAGCAACAAAUCUUCUGAACAAGCGCAUCAGCCUCUAUGUUCACCGCUGAAUUUCCCUGCGACCUCUGUGACACUAAAGUGACUUUCAGCCAAUCAUGUGUGACUAUAGUGCAUUUCUUCAUUUCUGUUUCCUUUUGUCCUCCUCUGUGUCUCUUGUUAAAUGCUGCUCUGGCAAAGCUGUGGAGGUGUGUACUGAUAGAAUUCUGUAAAACGAUGGCCUUGUGUCAGGGGGAACCGAGCUGUUCUCGGAACAACUGUCAGCUGCUGCUUUCAUCCAUCAGUAUGUGGAUGCCAAACAAUGAUGACACGUGUUCACAAUCAAAAGCUGUUUUCUUCUAGUCAUUCAGAGUUACUUUCACAUUGUACCCCGCCUUCAUUAAUAUACUGCUAGCUCAGAGUGCAUUCUUCUAAUUCAUAUAUUUAUUUUGGGUCCAUAUCAAAGGAAAAACUCCUUUUCAAAUGCUUUUGUUGGGUGGGUAUCUAGCAAUAUUCUUGGAGUUGAGUGAAUACAUAUAAAGUCACCUGCGUUUUACUGCCUUGUUAGUAUUUUAGAUCAUAGGGAGGAAAUGUAAGGCUGAGCAAAUCAGUCCACCUUCUGUUGUCGGAGAGUGCAGAGAAGUCGUUUACAGAGUAAAAUACUUCUUAAAUGGAAAAACAUGUGUAUAAAAACUACUUGUUAAUUCACCUUUCUGGCAGUUGGUUGUUUUUUUCUGUCAGCAUUUUCUCAGUGUCCGAUUGGAAGUAUAUAUAUAUUAUUGUCAACCUGUUGUGUUCUACUGGCAGUGUGUAUCUGCUGCUGAAGGGUGAAAAUAUUUAAACUGCUUCUCUUUUGUUUUUUUGUUUGCACUACUGAUGAUCCUGUUCAAAUCCAGUUAUUGUUGAAUUAUUAAUAAAUACUUGUUUGAAGGCUUCA
Messenger RNA from Oryzias latipes (Japanese medaka), 1598 nucleotides. RefSeq names its product SPRY domain containing 7b (gene spryd7b). Lineage: Eukaryota; Metazoa; Chordata; Actinopteri; Beloniformes; Adrianichthyidae. The record is from RefSeq and is a predicted model, not a curated record. Gene Ontology annotation, molecular function: protein binding.